AUGAGUCAAGUGUUUAUCUAUUUCAUAGUAUUUCUCAGCAUUUUGUUUCCAUAUGCCAGUGGAGCUAGUGUGGUUAUUAUAAAUGGUGGCGAUGAAACAAUUUGGCCGGCUGUUCAUACAGAAAAAGGUGAUAAAGUGAAUCCCACCGGAAUCAAAUUGGGGGCUGAGGAACAAUAUGAACUCAAAGUUCCUGAUUCAUGGUCAGGUACAAUAUGGGCUAGAACUAGUUGCAAUGGAGACCCCAAUAGCGACUUUCAUUGUGAUGUUGGAGACUGUGGUACUAAAAAGAUGGAGUGUUUGGAAAGCAAACCAAAGCCUCCUGUGACUAAAGUGAAAUUGAAUUUGGUUCCAAAAGGUGAAUUAAGUUCUUAUGAAGUUGACCUAAAAGAUGGCUUCAGUGUGUCUGUUACAUUAACCCCAUUUGAAACCAAUUGCGGGAAAAUCAUGUGCAGUCAAAAUUUGGAUAAUGAUUGCCCUAAUUGGUUGGCUGUGUAUAGUCAUGAUGCGAGAAAGAUUGCUUGCAAGAGUCCAUGUCAUUUCACUAAGGAGGCAAAGUAUUGUUGCACUGGUGAAUUUGCUUCACCUGAAAAAUGUGAGAAGAAUGAAUACACAGAGCUUUUAAAUAACAAAUGUGCAGAUGUUGUUUCUGAUGCUUUUGAUGACUCUAAGUUUACAUGUUCUGAAGGGACUAGCUUUUACGUAUUAUUUAACUAA
Messenger RNA from Lathyrus oleraceus (garden pea), 714 nucleotides. Its product is annotated as thaumatin-like protein 1b. Bases 1 to 714 code for a protein of 237 amino acids. The record is from RefSeq and is a predicted model, not a curated record. Lineage: Eukaryota; Viridiplantae; Streptophyta; Magnoliopsida; Fabales; Fabaceae. The transcript has a single exon.